CUUCACAUUAAACCACCGUGCCGGCGGCCUCAAAAAGACAAAUCCCAUCACUCUCAACGGAGCUCGUGAGUAUCGAAUCGGAUCGGCAUUAAGUAAUUUGUCAUUUCCUUUAACAGGGAACCCCGAAACGGCCAACAAAUCCCAAUUCCCAUUUAUUUAUACAUAAACCUCUCGAUUCUAAAUCCCAUUAACAUCAAAUCAAAGCUGUUUCUUUUUUCUAGAAAAAACAAAAGAAAGAAAUGGGGGAUUGGGGCCCUGUUCUAAUAGCUGUUAUACUGUUCGUAGUUCUUAGCCCCGGCGUUCUGUUUCAGCUUCCCGGAAACGAUAGAGUUGUGCAGUUCGUCAAUAUGCAGACCAGUGCCAUCUCCGUCUUCGUUCACUCCAUCAUUUUCUUUGGCCUCAUCACUAUCUUUGUCAUCGCCAUUGGCGUUCAUAUUUCCUCUGGGUAGAAGUUAAAACUAAAGCCCCCCCUUUUUUCUUCUUCUCUCUGUUUUUCGUUCUCGUUGUCUCUCUGUUUUUCUUAAACAAAUCUUCUCUUUCCCUUAUUAUAAUUCCCAAGUUUCUUAUUUUAUUAUGUUUCAAUCAAAUAUUUCAAUACAUAUUGGUUGGGUUGCAACUAUUUUUUUGCAACCCAUGAUGAAAAUAAUCAAGUCGUCGAUUCUUUUUAG
Messenger RNA from Cucumis melo (muskmelon), 668 nucleotides. RefSeq lists its product as uncharacterized. The transcript has a single exon. The record is from RefSeq and is a predicted model, not a curated record. Bases 240 to 449 code for a protein of 69 amino acids. Lineage: Eukaryota; Viridiplantae; Streptophyta; Magnoliopsida; Cucurbitales; Cucurbitaceae.